AUGGUGAAGUCAUACGGCCCUGAGAGAGCUGUGGGGAAAACACUGUGGAUCCUGAGGGGGAUGGACCAGAAUGAUCUGGCAGAGAAGUUAGAGACAUAUUACAGACACAUAAGAGAAACAUGGUGGAGCAACUCAUCAGAUGCUGACAGUGAUGAAGAGAGUGAAAAUAAACUUUAUUGGAGGAAGUGGCAUAGGGCACUGGUAAUGAAGGAGGUAUCUGCCUCUGAGAAGGAAAGGAAGCCAGCAGGGGAGGAGAGUGAAGAGGCAUCCAGCAAACUCCUCAGGACCUCUUCUGGAAUGUGGACCAUGUCUGAGGGGGAGUGUCGUCGUCUGCAGACUGAGAUCUCUAUUCUGAAGUGGAAGCUGGAUAUGCUGAAGUGGAGAGGGCGGCUGGCAGAGGCCAACAUGUAUGAGAAGUUUGCCAAACUCCCCAGAACCUCCUCCUAUGUAAGGUUGACCCUGUCUGAGGAGGAGUGUCGUCGUCUAGAGACUGAGAUCUCUAGGAUGAAGGUGAAGCUGGAGGUGCUGAAGAGAAUGUUGGCUAUUCCAGCUCUGCUGCUGACAACUCUGGAGGAGAUGAACUCACAAGAGCUGAAGACAUUUCAGUCUUUCAUGACUAGUGGCCUGCUGCCUGAUUGUCCUCCCAUCCCAGAGAGCCAGCUGGAGAACGCUUACAGACAGGUCACAGUGGAUCAGAUGGUGAAGACAUACGGCCCUGAGAGAGUUGUGGAGAUCACACUGAGGAUCCUGAGGGGGAUGAAGCGGGUAGACCUAGCAGAGAAGUUAGAGACAGAUCACAGAGGAGGUACUGCCUCAACCUCUCACCUGCCCUUAUUCCCACCGAGGCCCCGAUCCGUCCUCUCCCCUGUGUGGUUACCCCCCAUUUCCCCCCUUCUCUCCAGAUCCUCCUCCUCCUUUGGCUUGUCUAAGAAGUUGUUGUCGUUAACUUCUCCUGGUAGCUCAGGACAGCUCAGGUCACAGGAGGAAGCUGCCUCUGAGAUGGAAAGGAAGCCAGCAGGGGAGGAGAGUGGAGAACUCCCCAGCACCUCUUCUGGAAUGUGGACCCUGUCUGAGGGGGAGUGUCAUCUUCUGCAGACUGAGAUCUCUUGGCUGAAGGUGAAGCUGGAUAUGCUGAAGGCAGAGUUCACCAUGUAUGAGAAGUUUGUCAACAUGGAUGAGCAGUUUCCCAAACUCCCCAGAACUUCCUUCUAUGGAAGGUUGACCCUGUCUGAUGAGGAGUGUCGUGAUCUGCAGGCUAAGAUCUCUAGGCUGGAGGAGAAGCUGAGGUUCAUGAAGAGACCCUUCAUGUUGGAUUUUGCAGUUCUGCUGCUGACCACUCUGGAGGAGAUGAACCCAAAUGAGCUGAAGACAUUUCAGUCUUUCCUGACUAGUGGCCAGCUGCCUGACUGUCCUCCCAUCCCAGAGAGACAGCUGGAGAACGCUGACAAACAGGUCACAGUGGAUCAGAUGGUGAAGACAUACGCCCCUAAUAGAGCUGUGGAGAUCACUCUGAGGAUCCUGAGGGGGAUGACCCAGAAUGAUCUGGCAGAGAAGUUAGAGAGAGAUUACAAUAGAGACACAUGGUGGAGCAACUCAUCAGAUGCUGACAGUGAUGAAGAGAGUGAAAAUAAACUUUAUUGGAGGAAGUGGCAUAGGGCACUGGUAAUGAAGAGACCCUCCAUGUUGGAUAUACCAGCUCUGCUGCUGACCACUCUGGGAAAGCUCAGUGAAAAACAGCUGAAGAGAUUUCUGUGUUCCCUGACUAGUGGUCAGCUGCCUGGCUUUCCUCCCAUCCCAGAGAGACAGCUGCAGAACGCUGACAGACAGGUCACAGUGGAUCAUAUGGUGAAGACAUACGCCCCUGAGAGAGUUGUGGAGAUCACACUGAGGAUCCUGAGGUGGAUGGACCAGAAUGAUCUGGCAGAAAAAUUACUGCGCGAUCACACUAGAGCUCUGCUGCUGGCCACUCUGGAGGAGUUCACUGGAGAACAGCUGAAGACAUUUCAGUCUGACCUGACUAGUGGCCAGCUGGAGAACGCUGUCAGACAGAACACAGUGGAUCAUAUGGUGAAGAGAUACAACUCUGACGGAGCUGUGGAGAUCACGCUCUGGAUCCUGAGGAGGAUGAAUCUGGAUAAUCUGGCAGAGAAGUUAGAAAGAGUUUACAGACACAGAAGAGAAACAUGGUGGAGCAACUCAUCAGAUGCUGACAGUGAUGUAUUUAUACGUCUUCGGAGGAAGAGACAUAGGGUACUGGUAAUGAAGAGACCCUCCAUGUUGGAUAUACCAGCUCUGCUGCUGACCACUCUGGGAAAGCUCAGUGAAGAACAGCUGAAGAGAUUUCUGUGCUUCCUGACUAGUGGCCAGCUGCCUGGCUUUCCUCCCAUCCCAGAGAUACAGCUGCAGAACGCUGACAGACAGGUCACAGUGGAUCAUAUGGUGAAGAGAUACGACUCUGAGGGAGCUGUGGAGAUCACGCUCUGGAUCCUGAGGAGGAUGAAUCUGGACCUGGGUGAUCUUGCUGAGAAGUUAGAGAGAGAUCACAGAGGAGUCCUCCAGGCCACCCAAAAAACGUUGAAGGAAAUGCCAAGUUCCUCAUCUCAUAGUCCUCCUAGAACCCCAGGCCUUCACCUUGCCAUCAGCGACUGAUGAGACAAUGGAAGAAGAGAGCCAGGACUGUGUCAGAG
Messenger RNA from Coregonus clupeaformis (lake whitefish), 2687 nucleotides. RefSeq lists its product as uncharacterized. NCBI's taxonomy places the organism in Eukaryota, Metazoa, Chordata, Actinopteri, Salmoniformes, Salmonidae. Gene Ontology annotation, cellular component: cytoplasm. The record is from RefSeq and is a predicted model, not a curated record. Bases 1 to 2649 code for a protein of 882 amino acids. The transcript has 20 exons.